Messenger RNA from Staurois parvus, 299 nucleotides. NCBI's taxonomy places the organism in Eukaryota, Metazoa, Chordata, Amphibia, Anura, Ranidae. The record is from the annotation of a GenBank genome assembly.
AGUGCCGCCUAUCAGUGCUGCCAAUCAGUGCCAGUCAGUGCCGCCUAUCAGUGCCAUCAGUGCCACCUAACAGUGCCAGUCAGUGAUGCCUAUCAGUGCCAUAUAUGAGUGCUGCCUUUCAGUGCCCAUCAGUGAUGCUUGUCAAUGCCCACCAGUCCCACCUACCAGUGCCUCCUCAUCAGUGCCCAUCAGUGCCGCCUACCAGUGCCCAUCAGUGCAGCCUAUCAGUGCCCAUCACUACAGCCUUAUUAGUGCACAUCAGUGAAGGAGAAAAAUCACUUAUUUACAAAAUUUUAUAA